Molecule: messenger RNA, 330 nt
Organism: Hyaena hyaena (striped hyena)
Lineage: Eukaryota; Metazoa; Chordata; Mammalia; Carnivora; Hyaenidae
Product: cornifin-B-like
Exons: 3
Coding region: 1-330 (109 amino acids)
Source: RefSeq, a predicted model, not a curated record
AUGAAUGAACCUGAAGAAUAUUCUGUGAAGCAAAAUAAGCCAGUCCAGCCUCCUGUGAAGUAUGAGUUCCCACCAGCAGAACAGCCCUGCACCCCUCCCCCCACAGCUCAGGAGCAACAAGUGCUACAGCCCUGCCAGCCUCCACCCCAAGAACCAUUUGUCCCAAUAACCAGGGAGCCGUGCCAUCCCAUGAUUCUUGAGCCAGGUCACACCAAGUUCCCUGACUCAGCCUACCCUAAGGUCCCUCAGCCUGGCCACACCCAGGUACCAGAGCCAAGUCCCUCAACCAUCAUCCCAGGCUCAGGCCAGCAGAAGACCAAGCAGAAAUGA